AUGAACAUGUAUUCUCACGGCAUCCAUAUGGCUCUCAUUGCCGUAUUUUUCAUACUUUUCACGAAUAACCAAGUUUACCCGGCUAAUGGAAUGAAUGUGAUCGACAAAUGCUGGAGGACGAACCCUAAGUGGCGCGGAAACCGGCACCAAUUAGCCAGAUGCUCCGUUGGUUAUGCAGGGAAGAUGUCGAACAACAUCGGCCAUGGCACGACAAACUAUAAGGUCACUGACCCGUCGGACGAUGCGUUGAACCCUAAACCUGGAACCUUGAGAUAUGCCAUGACACACAUCAAGGGAAAAGUCUGGAUUACAUUCAAAAGGGACAUGAGUAUUAAGCUUCAAAAGCCCCUUUUGAUUAGCAGUUUCACCGCCAUUGAUGGCCGCGGCGUUAAUGUUCACAUUCAUGGUGGAGGUUGCCUAAUGUUGCAAAGGGUGAACAAUGUGAUCAUACAUAGCCUUAGAAUCCAUGACUGCAAGGCUCAAACAGCAGGACCAGUGCUAGGUCCAGAUGCAAAGGUUGUGCAUUUGUCUGCAGUUGAUGGAGAUGCGAUUAGGAUCCUCUCGAGUACAAAGGUUUGGAUUGAUCACAACACACUUUACAAUUGCCCAGAUGGACUAAUUGAUGUCACCAGAGGAUCCACACAAGUUACCAUCUCCAACAAUUGGUUUAGAUCUCAAGAUAAGGUGAUGCUUUUAGGUCACGAUGAUGGGUUUAUGCGUGACAAGAACAUGAAAGUCACCGUGGCCUUCAAUCAUUUUGGUCCUAGGUGCCAUCAGAGAAUGCCGAGGGUUCGUUUCGGGUAUGCGCAUGUUGUAAAUAACCUCUACCUCGGAUGGGGAUUAUAUGCAAUAGGAGGAAGCAUGGAUCCAACCGUAAAGAGUCAAUCAAACCUCUUCAUUGCACCAGAAGCUGGAAAUAAAGAGGUGACUUGGAGGAAACAAGGUAGUGGGAGGAUAUGGAAUUUUCUGUCUGUGGGCGAUGUGUUCGAAAACGGUGCCUCUUUCGUCCAAUCAAGAGGCACUGACAAGGGCACCUCCCUGAAGCCGAACUACACCCCGGAACAGGCUUUUCCGGUCGAAGAUGCAAGAAAAGUAAGGGACUUGACUAGCUCCUCUGGUGCCCUGAAAUGUUCAAGAGUCUCCUAUUGCUGA
This is a messenger RNA of Oldenlandia corymbosa var. corymbosa, 1152 nucleotides long. Lineage: Eukaryota; Viridiplantae; Streptophyta; Magnoliopsida; Gentianales; Rubiaceae. The record is from the annotation of a GenBank genome assembly.